GCGUCUCUCUGUCUCUCUGUGCGUCUCUAUGUCUCUCCGUGCGCAUCUCUGUCUCUCCAUGCGUCUGCGCGUGUCUCUCCAAUCCCCCAGGGCGCCUCGGGUUGGGCAAUCAGGAGCUCCACCUGUGCCCGCAGCCGGUGGCCGUCCUUCCGCCCUACGAGCCGUGCACCGCACACUGCGGCAUCGACUGCUCCAUGACGUCACCUCCAGCGGCAGGCUCCUGGCCUGCGGCAGCAACCGGUACAACAAACUGGGCCUGGAUAAGAUCUCGCACGACGGCGACGACGCCGCGUGCCCCGCGGAGCAGACGGAGGAGUCGCUGGUGCUCUCGCCGGUGCAGUCCAGCCCGCUGGACGGUGCCCGGGUGGUCCACGUGGCGCUGGGCACCGCUCACUCCGCCGCCGUCACAGACACGGGCACGUGCUACACGUUUGGAAGCAACCAGCACGGGCAGCUUGGCGGGGGAGCUCGCACGAGCAGCCGGGCGCCGCAGCCGGUGGACGGGCUCGGCGGGGUGAAGGUGGUGCAGGUCACGUGCGGCGAUGCCUUCACCGUGGCCGUCGCCGAUAGUGACGACGACGCUGCCGCUGCUGCUGGUGCCGCCGCCACCGUGUGCGGAGGUGGGGGCCUCUUUGCUCAGAGCACUUGGCUCAGACGCCCCAUCAUCAAUAUUGUCACUCCCGUGGUGAUAAAUUAA
Molecule: messenger RNA, 697 nt
Organism: Petromyzon marinus (sea lamprey)
Lineage: Eukaryota; Metazoa; Chordata; Hyperoartia; Petromyzontiformes; Petromyzontidae
Source: RefSeq, a predicted model, not a curated record